Marasmius oreades (fairy-ring Marasmius) is the source of this 975-nucleotide messenger RNA. RefSeq lists its product as uncharacterized. NCBI's taxonomy places the organism in Eukaryota, Fungi, Basidiomycota, Agaricomycetes, Agaricales, Marasmiaceae. Bases 1 to 975 code for a protein of 324 amino acids. The record is from RefSeq and is a predicted model, not a curated record. The transcript has 3 exons.
AUGGCACAACCGUCAUCUUCUCAUCAUGAUGAGCAUCGCCGUCAUCGUAGCGAGCGUUCUUCGCAUCACCACCACAGAACCAUCUCUUCGACUACUCUUCUUCUCGUCCUUUCUCUCGUCUUAGCUUUGUUGGCUGUCUUACUCUCCUUCAACUCCAGCUCUCCGUUCAACACCCCCGAAGGUGGAGAACACGGUACUCAGUCGGGAGUCUGGGGUUACCUGACUCCUAAGCGGACAAAAGAACUCAUUGCCCGUGAGAGUAAUGUUGCUCUCCGUGAAGCCGAGGUUGCUCGGCGUGAGGCUGAGGUUCUUGCUGGUGCCCCCGGCGGCGUCAUCCCUACACCCUCACCUGUUCUUUGUCCCCCCUGUGUUGCUGCUACUACUGUUGAAACCAUCACCGGGCCUAUCCAAACCGUGAUCAAGGAGAUUGUCAAGGAAGACUCGCUCGCUCCCCCUGGGUGGGCCAGUCCUCGUAUAGACGAGAUCCUUGACCGGGAGCUCAAAAUUGCCGAAAGAGAAAGGGAAAUCGGCAAACGUGAAGAAACCAUCAAUCGUCGGGAGCAUGAUGCUGCUCGUCGUGAAAGCUGGAUCAUGGAGCAACUCAUUGCUCUUGGCAACGAUAAUCCGCAAACCGUUGAAGAGGAGCACAUCUAUGAACAACCCAUAGGAUCGAAGCGUAAAGUCAAGUAUAAGGAACUUCCCCCAUUGGUUAUUUCCCAAACCCAAGUUGAGACCCAUGUAAAGACCGUCACUGCGACGGAGACGAUUCAAGUUCCCCCGCCCUCGAGCAUACGCCAAGUUGCCACUCCUACCCCAGCUCCAAUAGACUCGCACUCUUCCACCGCCAUUCCCAGGACCACUGCAGUUGAAAUCAUUCAUGAAGAAGUGGAUGACGACGACGACGAUAUUGAGGAACGGGUCACCUAUGCUCGCAAGCAGCGCAGGCCGCCGUCGCGAUGGUUCGGUCUUAGGUAA